Capronia epimyces CBS 606.96 is the source of this 702-nucleotide messenger RNA. RefSeq lists its product as uncharacterized. NCBI's taxonomy places the organism in Eukaryota, Fungi, Ascomycota, Eurotiomycetes, Chaetothyriales, Herpotrichiellaceae. Bases 1 to 702 code for a protein of 233 amino acids. The record is from RefSeq and is a predicted model, not a curated record. The transcript is spliced from 2 exons.
AUGCACUUCUUCAGCCGCCUCCUCCAAGCGGCUCCAUUGCUCCUGUGCCUCUCGGCAUUCGCUGUCUUGCCGGUCGACGGAAGUCAAGCCCACGGGCGUGAAUCCGUGCAGCUCGACGUGCGGAGCUUCAAGCCUCACUUUUUCCAUGCUCAAGUAUACCGCUCCGGCGGAAGGUAUCACCCUCGAAAGGCCAGCUGGAUUGCAUUCCAUCCCAGCAUUGGUGAUGCCUAUAUCGUGGAAGAAGUGGAAGAAGCCGCCGAAUUCUACAUCAAGGAGGGCCAGCUGAUUACCUCGACCGGCUAUUACGUCCACCUGGACUUCAGCAACGGCUAUGCCGUCUUCCAGCGGAGCACUGAGAAGCAAGACCAGGGCAUUUACUACGAACACACUGGCGACUACUUGCUGAUUCGUGGACCCGGAUUCACGUACGGCAAGGGAGAAGGCGUCUGGUGCGUUGGCGACGACGGGAGCGUCUUUGUCGAAAGUCGGGGCGCCACUCCAUUUCAAUGUCGCCCCAUUGAUCUAAGACCAAACCCUGGCACAAAACCUCUCCCCCCUCCAUCCAGCAGGCCAUCGCCGCCGCCACAUUCUACAAAGACCAGUACAACUACUGGGCCAACGCCAAACCCCUCGUCUGACCCAGAUGUCGACUUGCGCCGACGCGACGAGGAACCGAACUUUGAGGAGGAGGACGAGAGCUGA